Parus major (Great Tit) is the source of this 3587-nucleotide messenger RNA. RefSeq names its product MGAT4 family member D (gene MGAT4D). NCBI's taxonomy places the organism in Eukaryota, Metazoa, Chordata, Aves, Passeriformes, Paridae. Bases 183 to 1877 code for a protein of 564 amino acids. The record is from RefSeq and is a predicted model, not a curated record. Gene Ontology annotation, cellular component: endoplasmic reticulum-Golgi intermediate compartment; endoplasmic reticulum; Golgi stack. The transcript has 16 exons. Gene Ontology annotation, biological process: protein N-linked glycosylation. Gene Ontology annotation, molecular function: acetylglucosaminyltransferase activity.
CCGAUGUACAGCGGGAGAGUUUGGCGGCCCCGCCCGGCGAGUAGCGAGGCGGGACGUGCCCCGGCCCUCGGCGCGGGGAGCGGGCAGCGUAGGGCAGCGCGGCGCGAACACGCCUGGCCCGCGUUGCCCGGGCGGAGGCGGCGACGGUGGCGUGUGGGUCGUGCGGGUAGCGCCCGCGGGAGAUGCGGCUGCGGCUCGGGCAGGUGCUGCCGGCGCUGUGCCUCGGCGCCGCCUUCCCCCUGCUGUGGUACGCGGUGUGGCAGGGGAGCCGAGGAAAUUACUUAGAUAUGUACCAAUACCAGUUGCUGGAACUUCAGCAAAGACUACUGUAUGCUGAAAAGGAAAAUAUAAAAAGAUCACAUGAACUGAGCAGUGCCUUAGAUGAAAUUAAACAUAUAGUUGCAAGAAGAAUGAAUGUGACAAAAAAUCACACAGCCAUGUUUUAUGAUACAACCGAAAUUGAAAGAUUUAUUGUAGUCAAUGGAACUAAACUCCCUUGGACAAUACUUGGAGAUAUCAAGUGGAAAGACUUAAACCUCCCCAGAAAACUCCCCAUGCAUCUUACGAAUAUGUACUACUAUCUCCCUCAUCUUCGAGAAUAUGUAGAUGCAAUUUUCCCAAAUGUUAUUUUUGGGCAACAGAGAACUGGAGUCUCCCUGGUGAUGGGUAUUCCUACUGUGAAAAGGGAAAAACAAAAUUAUCUGAUUGAUACAUUGCAUUCCCUACUGUACCAACUAUCUGAAGAACAAAAGAAGGACUGCAUAAUAAUCAUCUUUAUAGCAGAGGUGAACACAGAGUAUGUUAAGAGUAUUGCAGAAAGUGUUAAAACCAGCUUCCCCAGAGAAGUCCAGUCUGGAGUCCUAGAGGUUAUUUCUCCUCCUGCUUCUUAUUACCCGGAUUUUUCCAACCUGGAGAAAACACUUGGAGAUUCUGAGGACCGAGUAAGGUGGAGAACUAAACAGAAUUUGGAUUAUAGCUUUUUAAUGCUAUAUGCUCAACCUAAGGGAACAUUUUAUUUACAGCUGGAAGAUGAUAUUAUAGCCAAACCUGAUUAUAUUGAAAGUAUAAAAAGCUUCGCUGCUCAACAGUCCCAAGACUGGAUGGUUCUUGAGUUCUCACAACUUGGAUUUAUUGGAAAAUUGUUUAAAUCAGAAGACUUACCAUUCAUUGUGGAUUUUUUUCUCAUGUUCUAUAAGGAUAAGCCCAUAGACUGGCUUAUAGACCACCUGCUGUGGGUUAAAGUGUGCAAUCCAGAAAAAGAUGCAGUAAGUAUAAUUACACACUGUGAAAAGGAAAAGUCAAAGUUACGUAUCCGUGCUAAGCCAUCUCUCUUUCAGCAUAUGGGAAUUUAUUCAUCAUUGUCUGGGAAGAUACAGAUUUUGAAAGAUAAAGAUUUUGGAAAAAAUCUGUUGUAUAAAGCACAUAAUAAUCCACCUGCAAAACUGGAUACAAGCCUAAGAAUAUACCAGCAAUAUACUUUGGAAAAAGUUUAUAAAGGAGAAGACUGUUUUUGGGCUUCAGCUCCAGUGGCAGGUGACUACAUCAGGUUCACAUUUUUAAAUCCACUAGAAGUUGAAAAGUACUUGUUCAGAAGUGGAAACCUGGAGCACCCUGGUGAUAAACUGUUUAACACUACUGUGGAAGUGUUGCCAGCUGAUGAAACACUAAGAAAAGAACUGCAUUACAAUGGAAAUAAAUUUAACUACCCAGCAACCAAAGCUGGAUAUUUAAAAAUAGGGGCCUUUGAAAAUGGCAUUGCAGAAGGAAACAUCAAUAAGUCAAUUGGAAGAAUACAGGCUAUUCGUUUAUCAGUCAGUUCUGAUUCUCCAUUCUGGGCAAUACUGAGUGAGGUACUUAUCAAGACAUCUGAAAACUGAAAAAGAUACAUUUUUGAUGUGUCACUUGUUAUGUAUUGCUUGAAAACAAAGCUGUCUGCAACAAAAAAAAAAGGACUGGGUCAAAAGAUCAGUUCCAUACCCAUUUAACUGUUAAUACUCCGUAUUAGGAAAGAAUUUAGAUAAAUCUUAGGUCUUUAUAUGACAAGGUAUAUGAAAAGAAUGUUAGUAAUUUCUAUAAAAUGUUCUUGAGUAAUAUGUCAUAUAUAAAAAUCUCACCUUAGUUUUGCAACAUUAAAUAGAUACUAUAAACAAUUGAUAAGGCAUUAUAGCCUGCCUCAGGGACUAAAGUAUAAAGGUAUAAAACGUUCCACUAGAAAUAAAAAUACAGACAUUUUUAAAAAAUAUUAAGGACACAGAGUUCAACUCCGUUAAAAACACUAGUCAUUUUUGUAGGGGAGUUAGAACUGAAGGAAAAGUUGUCAAUAUUCAUUGCAAAUAUUUAAAGCAGUUCACAGGAACAACUUAAUUUUAUGAAAAAUCUCAAACUUAAUAUAAAUGUGUUUCAGCCUUAAUGUAGCAUAAGUUAUGUUAAAUAUUUUUAAAAUGAGAAGUGCCUACAAAUUACCAUUCAAAUAACUUGAAACUUAAACAGGUAUUUAGUCAGUGAAUUUUAUUUUAUCAGAGAAUUUUAUUUUAUUUGUGAAUUGUGUAUUGAAAUAAUUACAGAAAAUAAGGGUAUUACGUGUAACUCUAUUUUUGUAGAAAGCAAAUCUAUUUAAGUACCAUUUUGGAUCCUGGAAUUAGAUAAUCAGUCUGUACUGAUACAUCAGUCCUUGUCACAAGUUCAGAUUCAACAUAAAUUUGAAAAUAAAAAGUAAACCACAGUGGUCUCAUUUGAAAAGUUUUUGGGAAAUUACAAUCCACCUUGGACAUCUACCUGUUAAUGAGCAGAACUCUGGUAUCACUUCCUUAGCACAUGAAGUAUGACUGCACCCUCAUUCCCCUGCACAGGCAUUGCAUCCUGACAGCAGGAAAUAAACUGCAAUAUGUGGAUUUGUAUUGAAUGGGUUACAUUAAUGUAGUUGUAUUCCUAGUGCAACAGUGUUUUUCAUUUAGAAUGCGAUAGAAUUAUUUUUUUUACAUUAAAACAGUUCAGAAGAGGGUUUCUUUCAACUUCUCUAAAUUUAUCUUCUAAAUACUUCUCUAGUAGUAUUUUGCUUAGAGAUUUAUUGUUUAUUUAUUUUAUUUUAUUUAGAUUUUUAGGUACAGCUAAAGACAUAGACAUGUGCAUGUAAAUACAUAUAUUGGACUAAAUAUUGCAGCCUUCAUUAGGUUAGGAGUUUAAUGCCAGUUAAGAAUUAGUGCAGUAAUCCAGCAUGCUUAGAAGUAUACUGGGGGACACCUUUGUCCCUCAGCACUUACAGUGCAAACAUAAAACCUUAUUUUGUCAUUGCUUUCACUGCAACAGAUCCACUGUUGGGAGUAGUGGCUGUACUCAGGAUGCCUUACAGUCACUUGUUACAGGGCGGUGUCACUAAGGAGGAAAUUCCAGAGCAGUUAUGUAAAUCAGUGAAAACACAGAAUAUACUAAAAUAAUAGAUUUUGCUACCAAAACACCUUUUUUUCGCAGUGAAAUGAUAUUUCUCUCUAGUUGUUGAAGUGUGCUUUCAGAAAGCUCAUCAGAAUAUUUGAAAUUGUAUUAGGAAAUGACUGGACUUAAAAAAAUAAAUUUUUAAAUGCAAUUUUUUA